Portunus trituberculatus (swimming crab) is the source of this 948-nucleotide messenger RNA. Its product is annotated as Krueppel-like factor 9. Gene Ontology annotation, molecular function: DNA-binding transcription factor activity, RNA polymerase II-specific; RNA polymerase II cis-regulatory region sequence-specific DNA binding. Gene Ontology annotation, biological process: regulation of transcription by RNA polymerase II. The coding region runs from base 1 to 876 and encodes 291 amino acids. NCBI's taxonomy places the organism in Eukaryota, Metazoa, Arthropoda, Malacostraca, Decapoda, Portunidae. The record is from RefSeq and is a predicted model, not a curated record. The transcript has 6 exons. Gene Ontology annotation, cellular component: PcG protein complex; transcription regulator complex.
AUGACGCUUUUACAAGAACGCACUAACUUCACAAACUUCUCUACACUCACACACACAGCAACACCACCCACACCUUCCCCUGUCAUCCCACUCCCUCACUCCAACCACAUUCAAAAGAACCAGAGUGCACAAACAGAGGAGGACCCAGGCUACUACUCCAGCGGAACCCCAGAAGAACAGAUGAAGCAAGGAUUAAAUAGAGACCUUGACAAAAUGGAAGGAGAGACGAGAGUUCACAACAACCGUCUCUACCACGCGAAGAAAAUCAAAACCUUUAAAUCGUCUCGCCCGCCACUGACUUGCCUUCCUACAUCCAUCUCCGUGACUCCACCACCACCACCACUAUCACCAGCGCAGCCUCCACCACCAGCGCACACUCCAGGGUUGCCAGAUAAGCCCAACAAGUUUCUGGUUCCGCCAAGUAAGGUGGAACGAGUGGAAAAUGAAGGGCGCUCUCUGGAAGGUGAGCGUGAGUACAGGUGUGAGGAGCGGGGAUGUGGGCGCGCAUUCUGCCGUAACGAGGAGCUAACCAGACAUCUUAGAAUCCACUCUGGACACCGCCCAUUUACCUGCCAGAAGUGUGGGCGCCGCUUCGUCCGCCGCGACCACUUGACCAAACACCAGAGAACACACCUGCCCACACACGUCAAGCGCUCCUACACCUGUCCCUUACCUGCAUGCACUCACAGGUACACACGAUCAGACGCCCUCACCAGACACAUGUGGACCGCCCAUCAUGUGCGUGCCCGCCAGCCCGCCCGCGCCUCACGCCCACGGCCCCUCCAUCCCACGCCUCCGCCACGCCCUCACACCACCACCACCACCACCACCACCUCCUCCUUACCUGUCUUGAAGAUGGAGGUGUGUCGUUUGUAGUUGUUGUUGUUGUUGUUGUUGUUGUUUUCCUUCUUAUUUUUUUGUAUUUUAUUUUUAUUUUUUAAUCGUGUA